CUCUAAAAUAACAAACACGUAAAAUCAACGUAUUUAAUGACAAUACAAUUAUAUGUACUCUACUAUAUAAAUGUUGCAAUGAAUGGCACAUAGUUAGAGACUUAAGCUACCCUGUGAUGUUGUUUUAAUUCAGCAGGGAUGCGAAUCUAUAAAGCAAGGGACGUGUAUUGGUAAACGGAUUUAGGUAACUUAAGUAAUAUGAGUUUUCUCCAGUCGUAGAGGCAUCUGCUACCCCCAAACCAACCCCCCCGAGCAUCCUCUUCAUCCUCUUCAUCCUCUUCGUCACUGGUACUGCUCAGCAUCCCGGAAGUUCAGCAUCAUUUGCUCCUUCAGGAAGAGACGCAUCAUCGUCAGAGCUUUGACAACAACGGGGACAGUGGCGAAAACAUCGGCCUGUCCGGCGGACAUUGCGUCUUUCACGCAAGUGGAGUUCAUAUGAAAAGGACAAAUGAAGUGACCAACAGGAUACAAUGUCAUCGUUCCAGGUGGUGGACUCGUCACCAGGCAGCAGUGUCAGCGUCAUGGAAACGUCCAACUUUGCCCACGUAAUCUUCCAGAAUGUGGGGAAGAGUUUCCUGCCCCAGGCACCCCUGGAGUGUCACUACACCCUGACCCCUUACAUCUCUCCCCACCCCAAAGACUGGGUGGGCAUCUUCAAGGUGGGUUGGAGCACAGCCAGAGAUUACUACACAUUCCUUUGGUCUCCUAUGCCUGAAAACUACGAACCAGGAAGUAACAUACACAGGACUGUGGUGUUUCAAGGUUAUUAUGUUCCUAAAUCCGAUGGAGAGUUCUACCAGUUUUGUUACGUCACACAUGCUGGUGAUAUCAGGGGAGCCAGCACGCCCUUCCAGUUCAGGUCAGCCACGCCCACCGAAGAGCUGCUGACUGUUACAGAGGAUGACAGCAACUCAGACAUACUGGUCGUCACCACCAAGACUGGCUUGCUAGAGCAUGUGGAGGAGGCACAGCAGGAGCGCAGGGAGCUGAUGAAGGCCAUGCGUAUCCUCCAGGAGGAGAAACAGCAGCUGCAGGAGGAGCAGAAACGACUGGCCAGGGAAAGGGAGCAGGAGAGGGAGACGUGCUCGCUGCUGCGGACACACAACCAGGAGCUGCUGCGCUCGUCGCAGGGCCUGUCAGAGGAGAGGGAGGAGGUGAGGAGGAGGCUGACAGAGGCCACGGACCGGGUCCGCCAGCUGGAGGAGGACCUGCUGGGAGUCACCCAGAGAGGCCUGCAAAAGGAGACGGAGCUUGACUGUCUGCGUGACCGUCUGAAGAAGCUGACAGCAGAGAGAGACAGCCUGGAGAGCCAGCUGAAGAACGAGAAGGACGAGAGAGACCUCUACAAGGUGGCCCACCUGCGCAGCACCGAGCUGGAGAACACUAAGCUGAGUGCAGAGCUGCAGAUGCUGAAGGCAGUGGAGCUGAACCGGGAGGUGACCAUUGCCCAGUUCCAGGAGGAGCUGGAGAGGCUCAGGGCCUGCGUUGCCCAGCGGGACAGCCUGGAGAAAGAGCUGCUGGCACACAAGGCUGACAAGGCAGAGCUGGCCCGUGUGCGUGAGCAUCUCCGUCAGGCAGAGGAGCAGCUCCAGGCGUCCCGGCAGCAGGCCUCCCUCCUGGCCUCGGAGCUCCGCGACUCAGCCAGUGCACGUGACCACACGAUGACUGAGCUGUACCGUGCCCGCUUGGAAGCCGACAAGCUCCGUGCCAGUCUAGCUGAUGCUCAGGCCGAGUGCCAACGUAUGGAGAGCCAGUUAGACCGCAUGAGGAGCACUGCACAGAAGGAAGUGGGUGUUGGGACCAGUGGGGAGAUGACACCCAGCAUCUUGGUGGUGUCAGAGGCAGAGGCCGAGCUGCAAAGAGAGGUGGAGGAGCUGAAGCUGCGUCUUCAUAUGGCUGCUGAACACUACAAGGAGAAGUACCGGGAGUGUCAGCGCCUCCGCAGGCAGGUGGCCAAACUAAACACUACUGAGUCACAGGGGGAGCCAAAGAGAAAUGCAUCCACUGAGACAACACAGGAGCCACUGACCCCUAGUCCAGAGUCACCAACAGGAGGGAAUAUAGCUUCUGCAGUCCUACAAGAAGUCGCUGAGAUGACAAUCACUCCAGAACUUAGUAACAGUGAAACCACACAUGCUGGCGCAUACAUCAGCACAGAGAAGGAAGAAAUGCAGAGAGAUAAGAUUCCAAAUGACAGGGCCGAGGUGGAGGCUGAGGGAGAAUUAAACCAAGGAGAGGUCAGACAGAAAGAAGACAAAGAGAAAGAGGAGAAAAAGUACAGCCUGCCGGAGGAGAGCCUGAGGAUGGCGAGCUGGGUGGAGGUGGAGAACGAGAGGCAGAGUGCCGAAGAGAACAGCGAGGCGGAAAUGUCAGGGAAGGCAGAGAAAGUGAGAGAUGUCGCAGAGGAGCAGGUGCCGCUGGAGGUGGAAGGGACGAGCAUGGGAGAGGCAGAGAAGGAACAGACUCGCUCGGUGGAGGAGGAGUUGGCGAUGAUGGAAGAGAAGUGGAGGGAGCAGUGUGCGAUCAAUGAGACACUCAAACAGCGGCUCGCCAACGAGGAAGAACGAUUCAGAGUGCAGAUGGCAGAGCGAGCCAGCGAGGUGACGGAGCUGAAACGCAACCUGGCCCAGGCCCUCAGAGACAAGGAGCAACUACAGGAGGAGCUGCAGCGCUUCGUGUCCAGACAGAGGGAGCAGGAAGCUGGCGUUCAGGGUGCUGAGAUGAGGCAGCCGAUGGUGCUUCGCUACCCCCUGCCAUACCCUCAGGACCCCUCUCCUCCACCACUGGUGCCACAGAGGCCUGCUGAGUUGCAGUACGGCAAUCCCUACUCCACUGACACCACACGAGACCGUGUGGACGUUGCUCUGUCUCCUGAGCACAUGUCCCGUCCUCCACCUGAGGCCCCACCCUGCGCCCCUCCCUGUGCACCCCCAAUCACACCCCCGAGCCCAGGCCCUGGGGCACCAGGCUGGGACCGAGAGGUGGUCUGCAUCCAGCCCUCCCGCACCACGAGUCCCCCUGAGAGCCUGGAGCAUCCACAGGAGGAGCCACAAAAUGCUGCCGAUGGGGCUCAGCCGUCCUGUGAUCAUCAGUCCAGUAGACGUAGUGAAGCCAGGAGCAGCUUCUGCUUUGACUCCAGGAGCAACGUUCACAGGCGCUGCCCGUUAUGCGAGGUCAUCUUCCCACCCCAUUUUGAGCAGCGCAGCUUCGAGCAGCACGUGGAGAGCCACUGGAAGGUCUGCCCAGUCUGCUCCGAGCAGUUCCCCCUCAACUGUCAGCAGCAGCUCUUCGAGAGGCAUGUCCUCACGCACUUUGACGGCCACGUGCUUAACUUCGAGCAGAUCGAAUGAAGGACGUAGAGGGCAGACAUAGUAUUCUGACAUACCGUAUGGGUAAAUGUAUGUUGUCAGCUAUUAGUUCAUUUUGAUUGGGGUUCGGUUAAGUUGUCUUGUUAAUAUACAAUCAGUAGCACUUUUUUGCAAUCUUGACAAAGGUUAGAAAGAAUGUAGUCGACUCCUGAAAGGAAGCAGUUUGUCUUUUGGCGGCUACUCCACCAAGAUGUUUAUUAAGUAGGGUAGCUUUCACCUUAAUACACAAGUGGGUAAAAGGAUCUUUAACACUCGGGAAUAGUGCCAUGGUCCUUUACUUUUUUGUAUAAUUUUUAUGCUCAUCUUUCUGCUUCAAGGGGCAAAGGCACCGUUGGUAGUGCAUGUAUUUAUUCUGUGUUCAAAACAAUUCAAACUACUGCAGUUCAAGCUAAAAGAGUGAAUUAUAGCAGGAGCUUGAGCCAGGGCUUUGAAGAUAAAAACAUUUUAGUACGUUAAUGUCCCCGUUCUUUAACUACCUUGAAGAUUUCUUUAACUAUAAGUCGGAUUCUCUUGUGAUAAAGCAGCCAAGACAUCUUCAUCUUUUAAUUCUCCACGAUUCAAAAGCUCGGAAAGACAGAAGAAUUAUGAAAAAGAUUUUUUUUUAAGUGUAAAUGCAGAGGGAGAUCUGAAUAUGCGAUGUCUUAAAAGAGUCAAUUAAUUUGGUGUGAUUUUUUUUUUUUUACUUGAAUGGGAAGUGAUUUCUCCCAAACUACAGUACUGCUGUAAGUGUUUUGCAAAGACGUCAGAUGGUUUAAACAAAAACAGCACUACGUUUUCAUGUAUCUGCACUAAAUAAGGCUUUAUUCUGAAUGUACUGUACAUAUGAAAAUGAGUAUAAGUUGUGGAGAGACCUGUGAGUUACUGUCGUGACCCUGCAUUGUUACUUCCCUCAUGUUUUAGUGAUGAACGAGUGACUGAUUGAUGAUGUUUUACUUCGGUAAGAAGCUGGGCAAAUAGACUGCAGGACACUGUUACGGUCAUGUUUAUGGUUAAGUACUUCCACAUUUUAAAAUUAGAGUUGUGAAAAAAAAAUAAUAAUAAUCAGUGUGCAGGUCCACAUUAUGAGUGUCAUUUAUGUGUGUCCACAGGGCUCCAUGCCAUUGCUUGUCUAUUUUCUGUCAUUACAAAGUGACCCAUCAGUGUUGUAUUCAGGCUUUAAAAAUUGCACAUGCCCAGUAAUCACAAGGCAAAUGUGUGUCAUGUGUCCGAUGCAGCCCUUUUCAUGUGAGAAUGUCAGGACAGUGGUUGAAGUGUGUACUGCAAAGAUCUUUAUGAAUAAAGUAAGCUUGUCUAAAUGCA
This is a messenger RNA of Morone saxatilis (striped sea-bass), 4667 nucleotides long. RefSeq names its product Tax1 (human T-cell leukemia virus type I) binding protein 1a (gene tax1bp1a). The transcript is spliced from 17 exons. Lineage: Eukaryota; Metazoa; Chordata; Actinopteri; Moronidae. Bases 471 to 3350 code for a protein of 959 amino acids. The record is from RefSeq and is a predicted model, not a curated record.